Molecule: messenger RNA, 261 nt
Organism: Coccomyxa subellipsoidea C-169
Lineage: Eukaryota; Viridiplantae; Chlorophyta; Trebouxiophyceae; Coccomyxaceae
Exons: 2
Coding region: 1-261 (86 amino acids)
Source: RefSeq, a predicted model, not a curated record
AUGUAUGCAGACUUCUGUGAGGCGGAGCAUGCCCGCGGGGGCCGGGGCCGGUCACUUACUCGCUUAUCCCUCAAUGGUGAAAUGAGGCGGCGGGACAUCGAUCACGGCCCAGACCACCUGGUUGAGGCCCCUAUGCUGUUCAGCAGCGGUGCUCAGGGUAGCGCACCAGAGCGGGAGGCCAGGAGCAAUGAGUGGUCUAAGGAAGGCGGCAGCCCUGUGGGCCCCACAGCCGGCCAAGAUAAAGCGGAGCAGCUCGACUGA